AUGAUUAAACAACAAGAAAAACCACAAUCAGAUGGUGCUCAUUUGAUCUCCUUCCCAUUGUGCGACUUUCAAUUCAUCUUCAGUCUUCAGCUCUUAUUGUGUGUGAGAGAUUGGCUUCUUGUAACCAAGACUGAAAUGGUUCAUUGUUUCUCUGUAGAUCCCUUUGCUGAUGCAACUAAGGGUGACGACUUGCUCCCGGCUGGGACUGAGGAUAAAAUCCAUAUAAGGAUUCAACAACGGAACGGCCGCAAAACGCUGACCACCGUGCAAGGCAUCUCGGAUGACUAUGAUAAAAAGAAACUUGUAAAAGCCUUUAAAAAGAAAUUUGCCUGCAAUGGUACAGUGAUCGAGCACCCAGAGUAUGGAGAGGUGAUUCAGUUACAGGGGGACCAAAGGAAGAAUAUCUGUCAGUUUCUGAUGGAGAUCAACAUCGUAAAGGAAGAGCAGUUGAAGGUCCACGGAUUUUAAAAUACUGCCCCCUCCAGGGCUUUCUAUAGGACUGCACCAGCAUGUAGCAAUCCUAGUAUAUUCAUGGCAGGGUUUUUGUGACCAUGUGCUAACAACACUGACAGCAGGGUAAAACGGUUUGUUUUUGCAGUCAUUUUAAGCUCGAAUCUUCAUAAUGACCUCAAGCGGACCACUAAUUCUAGACUGGUCUGAAUUAGAAAUAACCGAAGUUAGAAAAUACUGAAUCUUUGUUGCUGAUGCUUGUGAACGUUUUAUGAUAGAUGCACUAUCUUUUUAUCUAGGACAAUAAAAUUGUGACUUUGCACA
Molecule: messenger RNA, 774 nt
Organism: Sinocyclocheilus grahami
Lineage: Eukaryota; Metazoa; Chordata; Actinopteri; Cypriniformes; Cyprinidae
Product: eukaryotic translation initiation factor 1-like
Exons: 3
Coding region: 1-468 (155 amino acids)
Biological process (GO): translational initiation
Molecular function (GO): translation initiation factor activity
Source: RefSeq, a predicted model, not a curated record